UUUAUGAUACUGUAAGGAUGUAGAGUGUGUCAGUAAAUUAAUAGGCCUCUUGAAAUGUAAGAUGAAGCAAAAUACUAGAGGCAGGAAUGCUUUCUUAUCUGACUAUUCGAGGACAGUCAUCAGUAGCUGUGAAGACCACAAGGGGAAGAAGAAUCUGCGCAGGGCACAGGCGGGUCCCCUCCUAUUUUGGUAAAGAGUCCAGUUGUAUGCAAGUGCUUUGCUCUUGUUGCAUCUCCGCUGCUUCCCCUCUCUCGAGCUCCGGUGCGUGGUGCGCCGUGUACGCGUUGCUUUUCUUCACUGAACGGUGCUCUUUGAUGGAAGGACCUCAUUAAUCUGUGCCCCCUCUGCUGGCUGCUGGGCAGCAUGUAAGGUCUGUGUCAUCUUUGCAUUGCUAUCACCUCUGCUCCCCCAGCCAUUGUGUCCUCCUGCUGCCUCUCUCUCCUCCCAACUUUUGUGCUCUCCGGCCUCUCUCUGCUGUUCUCGCUGCUGCCAAAGCAAUGCACGAAGUCUUUAUGGCUUCAGGAUUCAGGCGCAUUCAAUGUCGACCAUGAUCCGUACUACACCACUGUAGAUAAGCUCCUGCUCUCUCUCUCUCCGGACCAUUUAUUUCCAGCACCACAGCUACAAGGAACCCCUGCCCAUGUGAACAGUGACCAUCUUGCGACCUCUGAUAUAAGUAGCAGUGUCCGUCCUACUGCUUCCCUCAUUCAUUCAUCAGUGAUUAGCUAGCGAGAGCUCCUCCUCCCUCAUGGAACUCCUGCUACUUUACUCCUCAUCCCUGGCCCUCCUUUUGCUAUCCUCCCAAGGCCUACGCUCUACUGAAGGUAGAGAUCUACAUUACCAGCCCAAGGAGGAGCCGCCAGCUGCUCCAAAGGUGAAGGCGGAGGAGGAGGGGGCAGUCAUGGCGGCGUCUGCGGCGAUGAUCGGGUCGAGGCCGCCGCGGUGCGAGGGGAGGUGCGCGCUUUGCGGCCGGUGCGAGGCGGUGCAGGUGCCGGUGGCUCCACGGGACAAGGGCCAUUUCCGGCUGGCCAGAGCCUUCGGAGGCGACGGGGCUGACGAGAGCUCCACCAACUACAAGCCGCUCAACUGGAAGUGCAGAUGCGCCGACAGGAGGAUCUUCAACCCGUGACCCGGGACCCCGUUUUUCUAGAGAUAAUCAGAUGGAUAUGUGUUUGAGCUUUUGAAGUCUUUUAGCCCACAUCCAUCUCCGUAUUUUGGUCGGUUUAGGUAUAGACCAGUUCGUGAUCCUGGAUGGUUAAUGAUGUUGCACUAGCUGAUGUUCCUCGGUUGUUGUAUAACCUUGUGGUGUAAAUAAGAGUGGGCUUUUGUUAACAUUUUCUAUUUGCCAUUUGGAUGGAUUAACAAGGUGGGCAGGAUAUUAUGGAA
Molecule: messenger RNA, 1386 nt
Organism: Brachypodium distachyon (stiff brome)
Lineage: Eukaryota; Viridiplantae; Streptophyta; Magnoliopsida; Poales; Poaceae
Product: EPIDERMAL PATTERNING FACTOR-like protein 2
Exons: 4
Coding region: 749-1129 (126 amino acids)
Biological process (GO): guard cell differentiation; stomatal complex development
Source: RefSeq, a predicted model, not a curated record